Messenger RNA from Nerophis lumbriciformis (worm pipefish), 5739 nucleotides. Lineage: Eukaryota; Metazoa; Chordata; Actinopteri; Syngnathiformes; Syngnathidae. The record is from RefSeq and is a predicted model, not a curated record.
AUGGGAACGUGCUUACAUAAAAGAUGGACUUAUGGCUGCUUUGCUAAGGUUCACGGCCAUCUGAAGGUCAUGUCACGGUUUGUGGCCCUCGGGCUAAUAACAUUCUUCCUCCUGAGUCAAAAGACAGCUUCUGGACAGACUUUUAACAUCUUCCAGUCGGAGCAGAGAGAGUGGCCGCUAAACCAUCUCGCGGUACAUCAUUCCACGGGGGCCCUGUACAUUGGUGCCGUCAACCGCAUAUACAAGCUGACGGCCAACCUCACACUGCUGGUGUCCCAUGCCACAGGGCCAGAAUACGACAACAAAGCGUGCUACCCUCCUCUGAUUGUGCAGCCAUGCUCGGAGCCCCUCGCCUCCACGGACAAUGUCAACAAGUUGCUGCUCAUUGAUUACUCCCACAACCGUCUCCUGGCAUGUGGCAGCCUCUACCAAGGCGUUUGCAAGCUUAUGAGGCUGGACGACCUGUUCAUCCUUGGAGAGCCCACACAUAAGAAAGAACACUACCUAUCCAGUGACACGCAAACAGGGACCAUGUACGGGGUGGUCGUGCCCUCAUUGGCUCAAGACGCUACACUAUACAUUGGUACCGCAGUCGGCGGAAAGCAGGACUACUUUCCAACUAUCUCCAGCCGCAAGCUGCCUCGCGACCCAGAAUCGUCCGCCAUGCUGGACUACGAGCUUCACACUGACUUUGUAUCAUCGCUGAUAAAAAUCCCUUCAGACACCCUGGCUCUUGUCCCGCAUUUUGACAUCUACUACAUCUACGGCUUCGAUAGUGGCCAUUUUGUCUACUUCAUGACCGUCCAGCCAGAGACUCCAGAAAAUGGGAUGCCCUCCGGGGGAUCUACUGGUGACCUUUUCUAUACCUCCCGCAUCAUCCGCCUCUGCAAAGGUGACAAGAAGUUCCAUUCCUACGUGUCACUUCCUGUGGGCUGCGUCCACCGGGGCGAGGAGUACCGUCUGCUACAAGCUGCUUACCUGUCCAAGGCUGGCAGAGUCUUGGCCAAGACGCUUAAUAUCGGCGUCCAAGAUGAUGUGCUCUUUGCCGUGUUCUCCAAAGGCCAGAAGCAGUACCACGACCCAUCCGAUCACUCCGCGCUGUGCGUUUUCACCAUCCAGGACAUUAACACACGAAUCAAGGAGAGGCUGCAGUCUUGCUACCAAGGCGAGGGACACCUGGAGCUACACUGGCUGCUGGGAAAGGACGUGCAGUGCACCAAGGCGCCCGUCCCCAUUGACGACCACUUCUGUGGCCUGGACAUAAAUCAGCCUCUGGGGGGCUCUCAGCUGGUGGCAGGCCGCACGGUUUACAAGGAGAGUCGCGAGAGGCUGACCUCGGUCAUCUCUUAUAUCUACAACGGACACAGCGUGGUCUUCCUGGGCACCAAAAAUGGGAGGCUUAAAAAGAUCCGCGUGGAUGGACUGCUGGACGCUGGAGUCUUGUAUGAGACAGUGACAGUGACGAAGGACAGCAGCCCCCUCCAACGCGACAUGGCCUUCUCACUGGACAAGACCUCACUUUAUGUCAUGUCUGAAAAUCAGGUGGCCCAGGUCCCCGUGGAGGCCUGCGAGCAAUAUGGUACGUGUGCAGAAUGCCUGAGCUCUGGGGACCCUCACUGCGGUUGGUGCGUCCUGUACAACACAUGCUCAAGGAGAGAUCGCUGCCCGAGGGCAGACGAGGCCUACCGCUUCAACAACGACAUUGACCGCUGCGUGAAGGUCAUCGCUCACCCAGAUAGCAUUGCGGUAUCAGCCCACAGUGUCCCACUACUGCUGGAGGUGAACAACGUCCCAGACCUUUCGGUGGGAAUCACCUGUACCUUUGGCCAGCAAGCUGAGGUGGAAGGCCACGUCAAUGGCAACAGGGUCAUGUGUCUGUCCCCAGCUGGGAAGGAAGUUCCACUGAUACCAGAAGGGCAAGACUGGGCUGGCGUGGAGUUGCGACUGAACUCUAAGGAGACGGGUCAAAUGGUCGCCAGCACGGAAGUGAAGUUCUACAACUGCAGCACGCAUCACAUGUGUCUGUCUUGCGUAAACAGCACAUUCCGCUGCCACUGGUGUAAAUAUCGGAACAUGUGCACACAUGACCCGAGCAGCUGUUCCUUCCAGGAGGGCAGAGUCAAUGCGUCAGAGGACUGCCCCCAGCUCCUCAAUUCCGGGCAAAUCCUCAUUCCUGCCGGUGAGGUUCGACCCAUCACCCUGAAGGCCCGCAAUCUCCCGCAGCCGCAAUCAGGACAGAGGGGCUACGAGUGCGUGGUGAAUGUGCAAGGCGUCGGCCACCGCGUCACGGCACUGCGCUUCAACAGCACCAGCGUUCAGUGCCAGAAUAGUUCGUACAUGUACGAGGGCGUGAAGAUCAGCGAUCUGGCAGUGGAGCUCUCCAUCGUGUGGAACGGCAAUUUCAUCAUCGACAAUCCCGAGAAGAUUAAAGUGCACCUGUACAAGUGCAGUGCCCAGCGAGACAGCUGUGGCAUGUGCCUGCGGGCAGAGAAGAAGUUCCAGUGUGGCUGGUGCAGCAGUGAGGGCAGGUGCACCAUGAAGCGCCACUGCCCGCCCAUUUCGCCCUACGCCAGUCGCUGGCUUGACUUGUCCACUGCCAAUGUCAAGUGCACCAACCCACGCAUCACCGAGGUGAGCCCAGUUGCCGGACCCCUUGAAGGCGGCACACUGGUCACCAUUCAGGGCCUGAACCUUGGCCUUUCUUUCUCGGAGCUGGAGGACAAUGUGAAGGUGGCAGAAGUGCAGUGCAUCCCGCGGGAGGAGGGUUACAUCACUGCUGAACAGAUUGUUUGCGAGAUGGCUGCCGCCCCUAAAGGAAGCGUGCCAGGCCCAGUCAAGCUUUGCGUGGGUGAAUGCAGACCAGAACUACAAGCGCAGUCCAACCAACUCUACUCUUUUGUGACCCCUACAUUGCUGGCACUGACCCCAGGCAGAGGGCCCGAGUCUGGGGGUACCAAGGUCACCAUCGUUGGAGAAAACCUAGGCGCUGGCAGCUCUGUCACUGUUUACUUUGGCAACCAAACAUGCGAGCUGUACAGGAGGACCACGUCAGAAAUUGUUUGCUUCUCUGCUCCAUCUGUGACUGGGGCAGGACUGGUGCAAGUCAGUCUGAGGGUCGACCGGGCCAAGGUUCCUGAUAGUCUGUCAUUUGAGUAUAUACAAGACCCCACAGUGCAGCGUAUUGAACCCCUGUGGAGCAUUACAAGCGGCCACACUACACUGACUGUGACUGGGACCAACUUGGACGUGGUGCAGGAGCCGCGGGUCCGAGUCAAAUACGCCGGCCACGAGUCUGUCAAUGUGUGUAAAGUGUUGAAUACAACCACCAUCAGCUGCUUCGCUCCUUCACUGCAGUCCGAGUACGAUAGCGGAAAAGUAGAGAGUGUCAAGCACGUGGACGAAUUUGGCUUUGUCUUCAACAACGUUCAAGCUCUGCUCACCUACAGCAACAGCAGCUUUAUCUACUACCCCAAUCCUUACCUGGAGCCCCUGAGCCUCUCAGGGAUCCUAGAGCAGAAACCAGGCGCACCCAUUAUUCUAAAAGGUCGUAACCUGGUGCCAUCGGCGUCGGGCGGCGCUCGGCUGAAUUACACUGUACUGAUCGGGGACACGCCCUGCUCCCUCACAGUUUCUGACACCCAGUUACUCUGCGAGCCACCCAACCUCACCGGCCAGCACAAAGUUCUGGUCCAAGUGGGAGGACUUCACAUCUCUCCGGGCGAAGUUCACAUCCGCUCUGACAGCCUACUCACGCUGCCGGCAAUCAUGAGCAUAACUGCUGGGGGAGGGUUGCUUCUGGUGGUGGUCGUCAUUGUCCUGCUCGCCUACAGGCGAAAAUCUCACGAGAACGACCUGACACUGAAGCGGCUGCAACUGCAGAUGGACAACCUUGAGUCUCGCGUUGCUCUGGAGUGCAAGGAGGCCUUCGCCGAGCUGCAGACAGACAUCAAUGAGCUGACUAGCGACCUGGACCGAGCUGGCAUUCCCUACCUGGACUACCGCACUUACUCUAUGAGGGUUCUCUUCCCUGGCAUCGAUGACCACCCUGUGCUUAGAGACCUGGAGGUGCCGGGGAGCGGACAGGCAAGUGUGGAGAAAGCCUUGAAGCAGUUUGCACAGCUGGUGAACAACAAAGUCUUCCUGCUGACGUUCAUUCGCACGCUGGAGCUGCAGCGCUCGUUCUCCAUGCGGGACCGCGGCUACAUGGCCUCGCUCAUCAUGACUGCGCUGCAGGGGCGGUUGGAGUACGCCACCGACAUCCUCAAACACCUGCUCUCGGACCUAAUAGAGCGCAACCUGGAGAGCAAGAACCACCCCAAGCUUCUGCUGCGCAGAACUGAGUCAGUGGCAGAGAAGAUGCUGACCAACUGGUUUGCAUUCUUGCUUCACAAAUUUCUAAAGGAGUCCGCCGGCGAGCCCCUCUUCAUGCUGUUCUGUGCCAUCAAACAGCAAAUGGAGAAGGGCCCUAUCGACGCCAUCACUGGCGAGGCGCGUUACUCCCUCAGCGAGGACAAACUCAUCCGACAGCAGACAGAAUACAAAACGCUGACGCUGAGCUGUGUGAACCCCGACAACGAGAAUAGUCCGGAGAUCGCAGUCAAGGUGCUCAACUGUGACACCAUUACCCAGGUGAAGGAGAAGAUCCUUGACGCCGUGUACAAGAACAUGCCUUGCUCCCAGCGACCACGAGCUAAUGACAUGGACCUAGAGUGGCGUCAAGGCAGGACGGCUCGCGUGGUCCUUCAGGAUGAAGACAUAACCACCAAGAUCGAGGGUGACUGGAAGAGACUCAACACGCUGCUCCACUACCAGGUGACAGACCGGUGCGUGGUGGCUUUGGUGCCCAAGCAGAUGUCGUCAUUCAACAUUCCCUGCUCGGCCAGCUUUCCAAGGAGUAUCAGUAGAUAUGGCGUGGACAUCCCCUUCCGGUCCACGCCCACCAGCCCCGACAGUCCCCACUCCCGCGUGCCCAUGUUGACCCCGGAUCUGGAGAGUGGGGUCAAAGUUUGGCACUUGGUCAAGAACCACGAGCAUGGCGAUCAGAAGGAGGGCGAGCGAGGCAGCAAAAUGGUGUCGGAGAUUUACCUUACCAGGCUCCUGGCGACAAAGGGCACACUGCAGAAAUUUGUGGACGACCUAUUCGAGACGCUCUUCAGCACAGUGUGCCGAGGAACAGCCCUGCCGCUAGCCAUCAAAUACAUGUUUGACUUUCUGGACGAGCAGGCCGACAGACAUGGCAUCUACGACAUGGACGUCCGCCAUACUUGGAAGAGCAACUGCCUUCCCCUGCGCUUCUGGGUGAACGUGAUCAAGAACCCGCAGUUUGUCUUUGACAUUCACAAGAGCAGCAUCACGGAUGCCUGCUUGUCUGUGGUGGCCCAGACCUUCAUGGAUUCUUGCUCCACUUCUGAGCACCGUCUAGGCAAAGAUUCACCCUCCACCAAGCUACUCUAUGCCAAGGACAUCCCACACUACAAAAGCUGGGUAGAAAGGUACUAUGCUGACAUUAACCGCCUGCCAGCCAUCAGUGAUCAGGACAUGAAUGCCUAUCUGGCUGAGCAGGCACGCCUCCACUCCAGCGAGUUCAAUGCGCUCAGUGCCCUCCACGAGAUCUACAGCUAUGUCAGCAAAUACAGCCAGGAGAUCACGGAGGCGCUGGAGCAGGACGAGCAGGCCCAGAAGCAGAAGUUGGCAUAUAAAGUGGAACAGAUCAUCUCAGUCAUGUCUGCCGAGAGCUGA